Jaculus jaculus (lesser Egyptian jerboa) is the source of this 2321-nucleotide messenger RNA. RefSeq names its product tumor protein p63 (gene Tp63). Gene Ontology annotation, biological process: protein tetramerization; apoptotic process; regulation of transcription by RNA polymerase II. The transcript is spliced from 14 exons. The coding region runs from base 1 to 2043 and encodes 680 amino acids. The record is from RefSeq and is a predicted model, not a curated record. Gene Ontology annotation, cellular component: nucleus. Gene Ontology annotation, molecular function: protein binding; DNA-binding transcription factor activity, RNA polymerase II-specific; RNA polymerase II cis-regulatory region sequence-specific DNA binding. NCBI's taxonomy places the organism in Eukaryota, Metazoa, Chordata, Mammalia, Rodentia, Dipodidae.
AUGAAUUUUGAAACUUCACGGUGUGCUCCCCUACAGUACUGUCCCGACCCUUACAUCCAGCGUUUUGUGGAAACCCCAGCUCAUUUCUCGUGGAAAGAAAGUUAUUACCGAUCUACAAUGUCUCAGAGCACACAAACAAGUGAAUUCCUCAGUCCAGAGGUUUUCCAGCAUAUUUGGGAUUUUCUAGAACAGCCCAUGUGUUCGGUUCAGCCCAUUGACCUGAACUUCGUGGAUGAACCAUCAGAAAAUGGUGCAACAAACAAGAUCGAGAUUAGCAUGGAUUGUAUUCGCAUGCAGGACACAGACCUCGGUGACCCCAUGUGGCCACAGUACACGAACCUGGGGCUCCUGAACAGCAUGGACCAGCAGAUUCAGAACGGCUCCUCAUCCACCAGCCCCUACAACACAGACCACGCACAGAACAGCGUGACGGCGCCCUCGCCGUACGCGCAGCCCAGCUCCACCUUCGAUGCCCUCUCGCCGUCGCCAGCCAUCCCCUCGAACACAGACUACCCGGGCCCGCACAGCUUCGACGUGUCGUUCCAGCAGUCGAGCACCGCCAAGUCGGCCACCUGGACGUAUUCCACAGAACUGAAGAAGCUCUACUGCCAAAUCGCAAAGACAUGUCCCAUCCAGAUCAAGGUGAUGACGCCACCUCCCCAGGGCGCAGUCAUCCGGGCCAUGCCUGUCUACAAGAAAGCUGAGCAUGUCACAGAGGUGGUGAAGCGGUGCCCGAACCAUGAGCUGAGCCGCGAAUUCAAUGAGGGUCAGAUUGCCCCUCCUAGUCACUUGAUUAGAGUAGAAGGGAACAGCCAUGCCCAGUAUGUCGAAGAUCCUAUCACAGGAAGACAGAGUGUGCUGGUCCCUUAUGAACCACCCCAGGUUGGCACUGAAUUCACAACAGUCCUGUAUAACUUCAUGUGUAACAGCAGUUGUGUUGGAGGGAUGAACCGCCGUCCAAUUUUAAUCAUUGUUACUUUGGAAACCAGAGAUGGGCAAGUCCUGGGCCGGCGUUGCUUUGAGGCCCGAAUCUGCGCUUGCCCUGGAAGAGACAGGAAGGCUGAUGAAGACAGCAUCAGAAAGCAGCAAGUUUCGGACAGCACAAAGAACGGUGAUGGUACGAAGCGCCCUUUUCGCCAGAACACACAUGGCAUUCAGAUGACAUCCAUCAAAAAACGAAGAUCUCCAGAUGAUGAACUGUUAUACUUACCAGUGAGAGGUCGUGAGACUUAUGAAAUGCUAUUGAAGAUCAAGGAGUCCCUGGAGCUCAUGCAAUACCUUCCGCAGCACACGAUCGAAACAUACAGGCAGCAGCAGCAGCAGCAACACCAGCACUUACUUCAGAAACAGACCUCGAUGCAAUCUCAGUCUUCAUAUGGUAACAGCUCCCCACCUCUGAAUAAAAUGAACAGCAUGAACAAGCUGCCUUCGGUGAGCCAGCUUAUCAACCCUCAGCAGAGGAAUGCCCUCACCCCCACCACCAUUCCUGACGGCAUGGGAGCCAACAUUCCCAUGAUGGGCACUCAUAUGCCAAUGGCUGGAGACAUGAAUGGACUCAGCCCCACCCAGGCCCUCCCUCCCCCACUCUCUAUGCCAUCCACCUCCCACUGCACUCCCCCACCUCCGUACCCCACAGAUUGCAGCAUUGUCAGUUUCUUAGCAAGGUUGGGCUGCUCAUCAUGUCUGGACUAUUUCACGACCCAGGGGCUGACCACCAUCUAUCAGAUUGAGCAUUACUCCAUGGAUGAUUUGGCAAGUCUAAAGAUCCCGGAGCAAUUCCGACAUGCCAUCUGGAAGGGUAUCCUGGACCACAGGCAGCUCCAUGACUUCUCCUCACCUCCCCAUCUCCUGAGGACCCCAAGUGGUGCCUCCACGGUCAGUGUGGGCUCUAGUGAGACCCGUGGGGAGCGUGUGAUUGAUGCUGUGCGCUUCACCCUCCGCCAGACCAUCUCCUUCCCACCUCGGGAUGAGUGGAAUGACUUCAACUUUGACAUGGAUGCUCGUCGCAACAAGCAGCAGCGCAUCAAAGAAGAAGGGGAGUGAGCCCUAGUAUUUGGGCUUUUCCUCCAAUUCUGCCCUGCCCAGCCUCCUACAUGGCACUCCUGCUUGAUCUUCAAAACGCUUUCUCUCUGUCUCUCUCUCUUUCCCUGUCUCUCUCGCUCUCUUCUCCUUCUCACUCUGAUUUCCUAAGGGAAGGAGGAAUAAGAGGUUACCUCUUACCUAAAUUCUGACCCAGCAUCUGAUUCUAACUCUGGCUUUAAGCCUUCAAAACUUGCUUGCAGGACUGCAUUGUCAUGGCUUGAUAGAUGUGAGCAGAGAAA